CCUCUGAUUGGUCGGCCACAGCAGACGCAGGAGAUGAAGCUGAGAACUUCCGCAAUCUGUGGAAUUUGUGCAGUUCGCAGCUUCGUGUCUGAUUCCCACCACUCCAAAGUCUCGGUUUUGGAUUGCAGCUCAUCAUGUCUCAGGCUGAUAAAGCGAAGUUCACCAACCCGGAGACUCCUGGCUACGUGGGAUUCGCCAAUCUGCCCAAUCAGGUUCACCGUAAAUCGGUGAAGAAGGGCUUUGAGUUCACGCUGAUGGUGGUGGGUGAGUCGGGUUUGGGGAAGUCGACUCUGAUUAACAGUCUGUUCCUCACUGAUCUGUACCCAGAGAGGAUCAUCCCCGGGGCCGCAGAGAAGAUCGAGCGCACGGUGCAGAUCGAAGCCUCCACCGUGGAGAUCGAGGAGCGCGGAGUGAAGCUGCGUCUCACCGUGGUGGACACGCCCGGAUACGGAGACGCCAUCAACAGCCAAGACUGCUUCAACACCAUCAUCGCGUACAUCGACGAUCAGUUCGAGCGUUACCUGCAUGACGAGAGCGGCCUGAACCGCAGACACAUCGUGGAUAAUCGCGUCCACUGCUGCUUCUACUUCAUCUCUCCACUCGGACACGGUCUGAAGCCGCUGGACGUUCAGUUCAUGAAGGCCAUCCACAACAAAGUGAACGUCGUCCCCGUCAUCGCCAAAGCCGAUACGCUCACUCUGAAGGAGAGGGAGAGGCUCAAGCGCAGGAUUUUAGACGAGAUCGACGAGCACGGCAUUAAGAUCUACCACCUGCCCGACGCCGAGUCAGACGAGGACGAGGAGUUUAAGGAGCAGACGAGGAUUCUGAAGACCAGUAUCCCGUUUGCAGUGGUGGGCUCUAACCAGCAGAUCGAGGCUAAAGGGAAGAAGGUGCGAGGGCGUCUGUACCCGUGGGGCGUGGUGGAGGUGGAGAACCCCGAACACAACGACUUCCUCAAACUGCGCACCAUGCUCAUAACCCACAUGCAGGACCUACAAGAAGUGACCCAGGACCUGCACUACGAGAACUUCCGCUCCGAGCGCCUGAAGCGAGGCGGCAGGUUGUCCUCCCACGGUUACAUUCUGCCUCUGUCGCCUGCGAAGGGUCCGGAGCCGGAGGAAAUGGACAAGGACAUGAUCCUUCAGGAGAAGGAGGCUGAGUUGAGGAGGAUGCAGGAGAUGAUUGCGAAGAUGCAGGCGCAGAUGCAGAAGCAGGGUGAUGGAGAGGCAGAAGGACAACACGUCUAAACACCCCGAGGUGCAGAGCUGUGGAGGAGACGAUCCGAGACACCGAGAGAGAGAGAGAGGGAGGGAGAGGGAGGGAGAAGAGAGAGGAAAAAAAGAGGCGUGUCUGGUGUCUCGUCACGUCUCACUGUAUUUUGCCACUUUCUUAGUUUUUUUCUACUUUUCCUUGGGAUACAAGUUUAGCUUUUUUCUUUUUUCUAAUCAGUAUUAUUAUUAUUAUUAUUAUUAUUAUUGUUACUUUUUCUAUCUAUCCACGGAGACAUGUGCCGAUAUGAAGCGUCUUACUCGAUAACCGCCUAACCUUCUUAUCACAGUUUACGAUAUUAUCACCACGUUGUUUUAAAUCAUUUGUAGCUCCUGCUCUUGGAUCGAGGUUUCUUUGGGAUUUACAGAAAAAGAUAUUUUUUCCCUCGAUGCCACUUUUACACAUUUAAAGUGUCCACAAUAACAAUAUUUAGUUGAAUAUCGUGAUAUACUGUAUACCGUAUAACUGAUUAUCGGCACAUGACUACACAACGAGCUGUUUGUUAUUUCGUUGCACCAUACUGACGUGUGUAACCUCUGUGUGUGUGUGUGUGUGUGUGUGUGUGUGUGUGUGUGUGAUCAGAAAUGAAGUGAUUUAAGGGUUUUGUAGGUGUGUUUGGUAACAGAAGGACGCUCGCUGCUCUAGAGGAACGAUUUGGGUUCAAAGUGCUAGCAACAACAAAUUAGCUAUUAAAUUAAACUAGCUAAUGGUGAAAUUAUUUACGUUAUUUGCAGAAACAUUCAUUCUGGUUUAUGAUAUUAUCAUGAUUUUGUGUUUAGAAACGAUUUAACUGAUUAUCAGCACAUCUGUUAGCAAAUGUAGCAUUUCUGGCUGAAUCAUUUCUUCAGAAAUGUAUUUAAUGCCACAAAUUUCUCCUAAUGAUGUAAAAACGGCAGCAGCAGAACUUUUGUGUCCGUAUUGCGUGAGAAAUCCUGCGCUCACACCAUCAAGAGACACUUCCACAGAUGAUCGUUAUGUUCUUUUGCGACACAGAGUUAAGAUUCCAGUGAAAAAUAAUUUUAGAUUUUGUCAAUUUUAUGCAAAUUAGCCACAAAUCCACAUGAUUGGCUCUAGUAAAUUCUUCUGCUCAUUUCAGUCGCAUUAAAUUCUUUACAACUUUAGUUUUACUUUCCUGUCAGUGUUUGGGGCGUGGUUUCAUGUUUUAAAAUUUUAUUAUAAUAUUAAUACAUUUAAAACUUCAGGAACAGUCACAUGUAGAAAUUAUACAUUUCAGUUUGGUUUGUUUCUCACAGGCCACGCCCACAAGAGGCAGUACUACCUGUUAGGCCACACCCACAAUGGCAGUGCUACCUCACAGGCCACGCCCACAAGAUGCAGUACUAUUGGUUAGGCCACGCCCACAAGGAACAGUACUACCUCUUUGGCCAUGCUGACAAGAGGCAGUAAUACCUCUUAGGCCACGCCCACAAGAGGCAGUACUAUAUGUUAGGCCACACCCACAAGGGGUAGUGCUACCUCUUAGGUCACGCCCACACUGGACAAACCUGCAGUGACAUCACUGACUUGUCGCUUGCUGGUGUGAACACAGUGACAGGGUUAUUCUGCUGUCACACUUAGUGAGAACUUUUUGUGCUGAUGUGGGGGGGGGGGGAAGCAGCUCACUGUAACCAUGACAAUGCUCAUAGCAGUCCUAGCUAGUAUUGGCUAACUAGCCUAGCUCACUCUCUAUUAUUCUAACUAAUGCCCAACAUACACAGUUACAUUAGCUACAGUAACGCUGGAGAUUGGAGACUCAGCGUGUCGUAAAUCUCAUCUUCGACUCAUUUUGUCCUCCAUGUUUGAUUUUCGCGUUCGUCCCCCAAACACGUGACCUGAUGUACCUCAGGACUUUUCUGAAAAGAUUCAUAUUGUAGUUUCGCUGUAGAGAAAAAUGCUGCCGGCGAUGCACAGCCUUACAGCAACCUUCAGAAUAUCGAGUGACUGAUGCAGAGAGUUGCUUUGUGCCGCUUUAACUCGAAUUGACCUGAGCAGGUGAGUGAGAGCGUAAACACGUGGACGUAGACGAGGCGUGUGUUCAGCAGCUCUUUGUGAUGUUAUAAUGUACGUGUGAAUGCUGUCACGUGAAAAUGACUCGCGCAACGACUAGGCAUGUGCCAAAAUUAAAGGAAUAGUUCACGUUCCCCGUUUUCCACUUUACGCCAAAUUGCGGUCCAGCAGCGAAGACGGCUACGUUUGGGUUUAGAGGGAAACUGCAGAUUUGUUGUUGUUGUUGUUGUUAUUGUUUUUCUUGAACUAUCCCUUUAACACUUCAUAUCAUGAGUAAUUGUAGUACAUUGUAGAUAUGUUACCACAAUAUUUUUUUAACUUAAAAAAGAAAGUAGACUGAAAUGUGCAGAGCGGUUUAACGUAGCUUAGCUAGAUAUUUAUGCUAGCUCCUGAGCUGCAGCAGUGGUUUAUAGAGAUAAUUAUCAUCUAAUGACUGAUUAUUGGCACGUGCCUGGUGAUGAUGUGAAGUUUUAAUCCUGUUCUCUUUGCUAAUGCAUGCUAACUGUGUCCUUUGCAGUGUGUGUGUGUGUGUGUGUGUGUGUGUGUGUGUACACUGUUCUGUAAUGUUUAAACCCAGUCUUUGUCCAGUUCUUCCUUAAAAUGCUCAUCUGUUACCAUUUUAUAGUUUUAUUCCAGAACUUUCUAAUAAACCUGUCCACCGUUAUCUUGUCUUGUAAUAAAGUUUUGAUAUGAAAGAUUCA
Messenger RNA from Pangasianodon hypophthalmus (striped catfish), 3977 nucleotides. It is a transcript of the gene septin2, whose product is annotated as septin 2. Gene Ontology annotation, molecular function: molecular adaptor activity; GTPase activity; GTP binding. The record is from RefSeq and is a predicted model, not a curated record. Gene Ontology annotation, cellular component: microtubule cytoskeleton; cell division site; septin complex. Gene Ontology annotation, biological process: regulation of exocytosis; cilium assembly; cell division. The coding region runs from base 135 to 1247 and encodes 370 amino acids. Lineage: Eukaryota; Metazoa; Chordata; Actinopteri; Siluriformes; Pangasiidae. The transcript has 13 exons.